Messenger RNA from Anarrhichthys ocellatus (wolf-eel), 3024 nucleotides. It is a transcript of the gene prkg2, whose product is annotated as protein kinase cGMP-dependent 2. Lineage: Eukaryota; Metazoa; Chordata; Actinopteri; Perciformes; Anarhichadidae. Gene Ontology annotation, molecular function: ATP binding; cGMP-dependent protein kinase activity. The coding region runs from base 180 to 2516 and encodes 778 amino acids. The transcript has 19 exons. The record is from RefSeq and is a predicted model, not a curated record. Gene Ontology annotation, biological process: protein phosphorylation.
AGCGCGCGAGAGAGAUAGAGAGAGGGAGGGGGAGAUAGAGGGAGGAGGAGAGGAUGCGACCAGUGUUUGAGUAGAUGGACCGUCUCUCUGCUGAUGCUCGGAUGUGCGGACACAUCGUUUCUUCCUGUACAUCGUCGUCCUUUCCCGUUUGAAGCUGAGAACUAAAAGCAGGUGACAAGAUGGGGAACGGUUCGAUUAAAUCAAAGCGUUACAAACACACGGACGGCUCCGCUGCCGCCUCCAACAGCCGAGCCCACAAAGAUCCCGGGUUCAAAAACUUGUCCCUGGACUCCCUGAGGGCCCGGGUGGACGAGCUGGAGCGGGAGGGCAAGCGGAAGGACGAGGAGCUUUGUGCCAAAGAGCAGCAGAUCAAAGGUCUCCAGGAGCAGCUGGCCAAACAGACGCGAUCUCUGGCCGAGCUGAGCGAGGAGCUGCAGGACAAGUGCGUCCAGCUCAACAAGCUGCAGGACGUGAUGAAGAGCCAGAGCGGGGCCUCGGUGUCCUCCAGGACCCCUUCCAUCAAAGCCAGCAGCAAGAACAGCCCAAACCUGAGCGUUCGCAUCAAGGGAAGCAUCAAUAGGAGGAAAGGGGCCAAAUCCGGGGUGUCGGCCGAACCCACGUCCAGGACCUACGACUCCAGCGGCCUGCCGAAGUUCUCCUUCGAGAAGGCCCGGGUGUCCAAGGAUGCGAGCGUGAAGAAGCUGCUGACGGACGCCCUGAACAAGAACCAGUACCUGAAGAGGCUGGAGCUGCAGCAGAUCAAAGACAUGGUGGAGUGCAUGUACGAGCGCACCUACCUGCAGGGAGAGUACGUCAUCAAGCAGGGAGAGCCUGGGAACCAUCUGUUUGUCCUGGCAGAUGGGAAGCUGGACGUGUUUCAACAGAACAAACUGCUGGCGUCGAUAACGGUGUGGACCACGUUUGGAGAACUAGCCAUCCUGUACAACUGCACGCGGACUGCGUCGGUGCGAGCGGUGAACAAAGUGAGGACGUGGGCUUUGGACCGGGAGGUGUUUCAGAACAUCAUGAGGAGGACGGCCGAGACGCGACACGAACAGUACCGCAACUUCCUCCGAAGUGUUUCACUCUUGGCUUAUCUACCGGAGGACAAGCUAAGCAAAAUAGUGGACUGCCUCGAGGUGGAAUACUAUGACAAGGGAGAGCACGUCAUCCGGGAGGGAGAGGAGGGCAGCACCUUCUACAUCAUCGCACAGGGGAAGGUGAAGGUGACCCAGACCACCGAGGCCCACAAGCUGCCGCAGACCAUCAACACGCUGCAGAAGGGAGACUACUUUGGAGAGAAAGCCCUUAUAAGUGAUGAUGUCAGGUCAGCGAACAUCAUGGCCGAUGAGAACGGGGUGGAGUGCCUCGUCAUCGACAGAGAGACAUUUAAUCAGACAGUGGGCACCUUCAACGAGCUGCAGAAGUACCUCCAAGGCUACGUGGCAACACUCGAUCGUGACGACAAGAAGAGACAUGCCAGGAGGUCGGUGUCGCGUCACCAGAGCCAGCCGCUGUCGCCGGACGUCGUCCAGCUGAAGGACAUGGUGUCGGCGUUUCCUCCGUCCAGGCCCUUCGACCACCUGGAGGUCGUCGCUACUCUCGGCGUCGGCGGCUUCGGACGGGUAGAACUGGUGAAGGUGCAGGGCGAGGACGUCACCUUCGCUCUAAAGGUCAUCAAGAAGAAGCACGUGGUGGACAACAGGCAGGAGGAGCACAUCCACUCGGAGAGGAAGAUCCUCACCGAGGCUCGCUCGCCAUUCGUUGUCAAACUGUAUCGCACAUUUAAGGAUAACAAGUAUGUGUACAUGCUGCUGGAGGCCUGUCUGGGUGGAGAGAUCUGGAGUCUGCUCAGAGACAGGGGGAGUUUUGAUGAGCCCACCGCCAAAUUCUGCGUUGGUUGCGUCACGGAGGCUUUCGAUUACCUCCAUCGCAAAGGUGUCCUCUACAGAGACUUAAAGCCUGAGAAUCUCAUGCUGGAUACUGAGGGAUACAUCAAACUGGUUGACUUUGGUUUUGCCAAGAAGAUCCGAUGUGGCCAAAAGACCUGGACCUUCUGCGGGACACCGGAGUACGUGGCCCCUGAGAUCAUCCUCAACAAAGGCCACAACUUCAGUGUGGACUUCUGGUCCCUGGGCAUCCUGGUGUUUGAGCUCCUUACCGGCAGUCCUCCGUUCUCAGGGAGUGACCAGAUGAUGACGUACACUUUCAUCUUGAAAGGAAUCGAGAAAAUGGACUUUCCCAAGAAGGUCACGAAGAGACCCGAGGACCUCAUACGCAAGCUGUGCAGGCGAAAUCCCGCAGAGCGACUGGGGAACCUCAAAAACGGAAUAACUGAUAUCAAGAAGCACAGGUGGUUCAACGGCUUCAACUGGGACGGACUGAAGGCGAUGACUUUACCAUCUCCUCUGAAAAGAGAACUUACAGGACCGUCAGAUCACAGCUAUUUUGACAUCUACCCUCCAGAUGAGGACAGUCCUCCUGAUGAGCUGUCUGGUUGGGACAUGGACUUCUGAGACCUUCCGCUCCAUCUUUCCAUUAUUGUCCUUCUUUUGCACGCCCUAACAACCAAAACUUAAUGGCCAAAAUGGGUGUUCAGGGGACCUUGCAUCGGGCAGCCAUGGGGGAGGUCCUCAGGUUCUUGGAAACAGUAGCUGCAAUUAGCAGGUUACUUUAUGAGCUUAUGAUUGGCCGUCUCAACACAAAUGAACAGAUAUAGGAGAAUUCGCCCUUUGACUGUCAAGUUGAACAACUUGUUACGUUACCAUUACUAUUCUUUUGGCUAAUAUAUCUGACAGGCACAGGUACAAUGUAGUGCUAAUAGUGGUACAGUAGUAGUAGCGUGUUAGCAUUAAAGCUAGAAUCCGUAAUACUGAAAAGCUGCUGAGGUUCUCCACAAUCUGCUGCUGAGAAAUGUUGCAGCUGUGUGUUACAAUCAGGCGACAACCUAGGGUUCUGCCGAGUGAAGCUGAUGCGGAAGUGUCUUAAAACCUGCAUUCUCUCUACUGACCAGCAGGGGGCGAC